Molecule: messenger RNA, 1238 nt
Organism: Nicotiana attenuata
Lineage: Eukaryota; Viridiplantae; Streptophyta; Magnoliopsida; Solanales; Solanaceae
Product: protease Do-like 5, chloroplastic
Exons: 8
Coding region: 27-947 (306 amino acids)
Biological process (GO): proteolysis
Molecular function (GO): serine-type endopeptidase activity
Source: RefSeq, a predicted model, not a curated record
GAAAGUUAUUAUUGGUUGAAGCAGCAAUGGUGGUUUUGGGAGUUGUUUCUCCACAGUAUAUCCUCCCUUUAGUUCCCAUAUGUAAAACCCAAAUUCCCCCGAGUUCUUCAGAAACCCAAUAUUUGACGAGGCGUAAAGCUUUGAUGUUUACUUCUUCUCUGGUUUCUUCUUUCAUAUAUACAUCUCAUCACUCUGCUACUGCUUUCCAAGUCGACGAAUUUCAGCGAGAUGAAGAUAGAAUUGUUCAGCUCUUUGAGGAAACUUCCCCUUCUGUUGUUUUCAUUAAGGGCCUUGAGUUGGCUAAAGGCUCCAAUGGCUCUACUACGGUGCUAGCAAACGACGAGAAUGCAAAAGUGGAAGGGACAGGUUCGGGCUUCAUUUGGGAUAAGUUUGGUCACAUUGUUACCAAUUACCAUGUCAUUGCUAAAUUAGCUACUGAUCAAAGUGGGCUGCAGCGUUGUAAGGUUUCCUUAGUAAAUGCUAAAGGAGGGAGCAUAGCUAAGGUAGCGAAGAUUGUAGGUGUUGAUCCAGCAUAUGAUCUGGCUGUUCUCAAGGUUGAUGUUGAAGGUGAUGAAGUAAAACCAAUCUCUGUUGGUACCUCCCGUGGCUUACGUGUAGGUCAAAGUUGCUUUGCCAUUGGAAAUCCCUAUGGAUUUGAAAACACUCUGACAACUGGGGUAGUUAGUGGAUUAGGCAGGGAAAUACCUGCACCAAAUGGAGCUGCUAUUAAAGGAGCUAUUCAAACAGAUGCUGCUAUUAAUGCUGGGAAUUCAGGUGGCCCAUUGAUUGAUUCAUCUGGUCAUGUAAUUGGUGUAAACACAGCGACCUUCACCCGCAGAGGCUCGGGUAUGUCCUCAGGGGUUAACUUUGCCAUACCAAUUGACACAGUUAUACGAACAAUACCUUACCUGAUCGUUUAUGGAACAGCAUACAAAGACAGAUAUUGAAAAUAUGCAGUUAGAAAGUUACUUGUGCAUGAUCUGUGAUGAACUUGACCGAAAAGGCUUUUGUUUGGAGCUGGAAGAAAACCAUGUUCUUAACAGCAAGCAACUUCUUGUGGUGCUUAGUCAAUACAUGUUAUUUUAUUGGAAAAAGGGGCAGAUUUGCCCCUCUACUUUCAAAAAUUGUAUACAUUUAACGUCCGUUAUAUUUUCAGACCAAAAACGCUCAUGCCACUAGCAAAGUUGUUAAAAAGAAAUCUAAGCCUAAAGGAGGUCUAUGACCCAGCUUUGCUCUCU